GGCAACUGACAACAUUGGCACUUCGUCCUUGGACCUGCAGGGAAUGAACGACUUCUAUUUGUUUAUUUCUGCAUUUUGAGAUCAGCCCUGCUUGGGGGCGUUUCUGUAAAUAUGUUUGGUCUUCUGGCUAGAACGAUGGCUAAGCCAGCCAUCAUGAAGCCUUCGGCCCUGGUGAAGCCAGUGUCGGUGACGAAGAUCAUCGGCCGGUACCUGGUCCAUCAGGAGGGCUUGCCCAAACUGCCAGUGCCGUCGCUCAAACAGACCUGUGAGCGCUACCUGGCAGUGUUGGAGCCAAUCAUCAAUGAAGAAGAGCUGAGCCACACUCGCGAGCUAAUGGCUGAGUUCCUGCGUCCCGGUGGCGUGGGAGAGAGGCUGCAGAAGGGUCUGGAGCGCCGGGCUCGUAAGACUGAGAACUGGCUCUCUGAUUGGUGGUUGCAGACGGCUUAUCUGGAGUUCCGAUUGCCCGUGGUGAUGAACUCCAGCCCUGGCGUGGUCCUUCCCCGUCUGGAGUUCCAUGAUCGGCAGGGGCAGAUGAGGUUUGCUGCUAAGUUGAUUGCCGGGGUUUUGGAUUUCAAAACCAUGAUCGACAAUGAGACCAUGCCUGUGGAAUACUUGGGUGGGAAGCCACUCUGCAUGAACCAGUAUUACCAGAUUCUGUCCUCCUGUCGCAUCCCUGGCCUGAAGAGAGACACCGUGGUGAACCAUGCCAUGGGAAAGACACCGGCCAUGCAUAUCACCGUGGUGCACAACUUCCAGUUCUUCGUCUUGGACGUGUACAACAGUGACGGUUCCCCUCUGACGGUGGACCAGAUCUACAUGCAGCUGGAGAAGAUCUGGAACUCAUCCCUGCAGUCUAACAAAGAGCCAGUGGGAAUCCUGACCUCCCAGCACCGCAACAGCUGGGGAAAGGCCUACAACAACCUCAUCAAAGACAAAGUGAAUAAGGAGUCUGUGCGGGCCAUCCAGAAGAGCAUCUUCACCGUGUGCCUGGACGCCCCCAUGCCGCGCGUUUCAGACGAUCUGUACCGCAGCCGUGUGGCGGCUCAGAUGCUGCACGGAGGUGGCAGCCGCUGGAAUAGUGGGAACCGCUGGUUUGACAAGACCUUACAGUUUAUAAUCGGAGAAGAUGGGUCAUGUGGUCUGAUCUAUGAGCAUGCACCUGCUGAAGGACCCCCCAUCGUGGCCUUGGUUGAUCACGUGGUUGAGUAUACGAAGAAGUCAGAGAUGAUACGCUCCCCCAUGCUGCCCUUGCCCAUGCCUCCUAAACUGCGUUUCAACAUCACGCCUGAGGUCAAGAAAGACAUCGAGAAGGCCAAGCAGAACUUGAACAUAAUGGUGCAUGACCUGGAUGUGAAAGUCAUGGUGUUUACCCACUAUGGCAAGGACGUCCCCAAAUCCUACAAGAUGAGCCCCGACGCCUUCAUUCAGAUGGCAUUACAGCUGGCUUACUUCAGGAUGUACCAUCACUGCUGUUCCACCUAUGAGAGUGCCUCCCUGCGCAUGUUCAAACUGGGCCGCACCGACACCAUCCGCUCCACCUCGAUAGACUCCUUCAGAUUCGUCCAGGCCAUGGAUGACCCUUCCAAACAGAACACAGAGAAGGUGGCUCUGCUGCAUAAGGCUGUCAGUGCUCACAGAGCCUACACUGACAUGGCGAUCCACGGCCAAGCAAUCGACAGACAUCUGCUUGGGCUGAAGCUUCAAGGAAUAGAAGACCUGACCUCCAUGCCUGACAUCUUCAUGGACACGGCCUACGCUGUGGCCAUGCACUAUAACCUGUCCACCAGCCAGGUUCCGGCCAAGACGGACUGUGUGAUGUGCUUUGGGCCGGUGGUGCCGGACGGGUACGGCGUGUGCUACAACCCCAUGGAGAAGCACAUCAACUUCUCCGUGACGGCCUUCAACAGCUGCGCGGAAACCCAUGCCGCCAAGCUGGCGCGCGCCCUGGAGGAGGCGCUGAUGGACAUGAGAGACCUGCUGGAGCGGGUGCCCCAGGCCAAGCUCUGAGGAGGGCCACGGGG
Molecule: messenger RNA, 2021 nt
Organism: Conger conger (European conger)
Lineage: Eukaryota; Metazoa; Chordata; Actinopteri; Anguilliformes; Congridae
Product: carnitine O-acetyltransferase-like
Exons: 14
Coding region: 112-2007 (631 amino acids)
Biological process (GO): carnitine metabolic process, CoA-linked
Cellular component (GO): peroxisome
Molecular function (GO): carnitine O-acetyltransferase activity
Source: RefSeq, a predicted model, not a curated record